GGCACCUCCGGGCCGGGCCCGGGGCCGGGGAGCGGCGGGGCCGGUCCGGGCGCUCCCAUGGGCAGGGCGCUCCGGGAUUGCCGCCAGCCCCGGGCAGCGCGGGGCGGCCGAGCGGCGGCUGCCGCGCUCCGCGGCCCCGGGACGCACGGCGGGUGUGAGGCCGGGGCGGGCCGGGGCAUGGCGCGGAGGACGAGCGGAACGGCGGCAGACGAGCUGGCCAACGCCGCCGCCCGCGGCGACCUGCAGCGCCUGAGGGAGCUGCUGGACGACGCGGCGGACCCCAACGCCGUCAACUCCUACGGCCGAACCCCCAUCCAGGUGAUGAUGCUGGGCAGCCCGCGGGUGGCCGAGCUGCUGCUGCAGCGCGGGGCCGACCCCAACCGCCCCGACCCACGCACCGGCUGCCUCCCGGCCCACGACGCGGCCCGCGCCGGCUUCCUGGAGACGCUGGCGGCGCUGCACCGCGCCGGGGCGCGCCUCGACCUGCCCGACGGCCGCGGCCUCCUCCCGCUCGACGUGGCGGCCGGCGGCCCCCACGGACCGGUGGGCCGGUACCUGCGACACCCGCCGCCCCUCGCCUAGCCUCCUCCUGGGUGGCGUCACCUGCUUGUGUCCCCCCCCUAAUUUAUUGCCCACGCCCGCCUCGGGAGACACGAGCAGCACGCAGGUGCGCGCGCUGUUAAUAACCCCCAGACCGCAUCUUCCCGCUCGGAUGCAUGAAGGACCGGCGGGAUAUGUAUUGUUUUCGAUGCUAUACUUUGCACAUGUCUGUAUGUUAACCUGUAGUUUGAAACCCUAUGCCCCUCCACGCACCCCUUUUUUUUUUUUUUUUCACACGAGUCCAAACACUGUGAAGAGAAAUAAAUAUGAAGGAAAACUCUCCCACAGAGAUGGCACAAUAAACACUUUGUGUUUUAA
Tyto alba (common barn owl) is the source of this 918-nucleotide messenger RNA. Its product is annotated as cyclin-dependent kinase 4 inhibitor B-like. The transcript has 2 exons. Gene Ontology annotation, cellular component: nucleus. The record is from RefSeq and is a predicted model, not a curated record. Gene Ontology annotation, biological process: negative regulation of cell population proliferation; regulation of cyclin-dependent protein serine/threonine kinase activity. Bases 58 to 582 code for a protein of 174 amino acids. Gene Ontology annotation, molecular function: protein kinase binding; cyclin-dependent protein serine/threonine kinase inhibitor activity. Lineage: Eukaryota; Metazoa; Chordata; Aves; Strigiformes; Tytonidae.